GUUAAAUAGAUGUACUCGAAAGGAAAAAAGCGCAGUAAGUCGCGGUUUUUUGCGAUGAGACCGAGUCGUGUGUGCGCGAGAUUGCAGUUGCGAAACGGCAGUGCCUUUUACGUUCCACCGUUUGACGAGUGUUACAUUUUUUCCUAUCGUAAAUCACCUGUGCGAUCGAAUCUAUCUGCACCGAGCUGCAUUUUUCUAUAAAUGCCAGCAUUGCACCGCGAGAAAUUACCACAGUUCUCUCUGUGUGUACUGAAUAACUGAUUUUAUUGAAGAUUUCACUGACCCCUCAGAACCACGCAACAAUUUGACAGACACUUUCAAAAUAACAACUAAAUCACCUUCAAACGAAUUCCAAUUUACUACAUAAAGAUCUAAACAGGUUCUUUUGGAAAACAUCUUCGAUCACAACAGUUCUCGUCGUUAGACGUUAGAUCGAUAAAUGCGAAGAUUUUUUAAGAAGGUAAAUGAAAAAUUCGUUAAUAGCUUCAUAAAACCAAUGAACAAUAACAAGCAGUACAGUGACAUUAGAUACACUGAUAAGAAUGAAUGGGUUGGCUGUUAAUAACGAUAGGUAUGCAAGUCUGCAUGUUAUGCGACUGAAAAACUGAUUCCAUGACGAUUGAAAAUUGAAACUGAAUAAUGAACUUGUAGGACUGGAUGAAGAUGUCUUUUAUUGAUGGCUGUUGCCAGAAACUAUAACUUCGCCAUCACUCGGUAUCUUCGAAACUAUGGCGCUUUGGACCAAGAAGGGUAGAAACCGAUCUGCGUACACGGAGGUAUUAGAUAAACUGAAGCGGGAGUUCUAUCAAAGAUGGGAUAAGAAAACUUUAUCUUCCAGUCAAGGUCUAGAGGAAUUUACCAAAAUCAAGACGCUGGGUACCGGAUCUUUUGGGAGAGUGAUGCUUGUGAAACACAAAGAUAGUGACAACUUCUACGCCAUGAAAUGCAUAGAGAAAGUACGUAUUAUAAAGUUGAAGCAAGUAGACCACACGCUCUAUGAAAAGAAGAUAUUAGAAGCUAUAAGGUUCCCGUUCAUUAUAUCUUUGGAAUGGAGCUUCAAAGAUAACAGCUAUCUAUACUUUGUGAUGCCGUUCAUAAAUGGUGGAGAAAUGUUUACGCAUCUGAGACGGAUGCGUAAAUUCAAUGAGGUACUGGCUAGAUUCUAUGCUUCACAAGUGCUUCUCGCCUUAGAAUUUCUACAUUUCUGUGACAUUCUCUACAGAGACCUGAAACCCGAAAACAUUUUGAUAGAUUCGAAAGGUUACGUUAAAAUAGCUGAUUUAGGAUUCUGCAAGAUCGUAAAAGGUAGAACCUGGACGCUCUGCGGCACCCCCGAGUACAUAGCGCCCGAGAUAAUCUUAAGCAAGGGGUACGGCAAAGCGGUCGACUACUGGUCAUUCGGGGUACUACUCUUCGAAAUGAGCGCAGGUUACCCUCCUUUCACAAGCUCAGACCCCAUGAAGGUCUACGAGAGGAUAAUCGCCUGCAAGUACAAAUGUCCGGGGAGUUUCUCGAGUGAGCUGACGGAUAUUAUCAAGAAUUUGUUACAGCUGGAUUUGAGUAGAAGAUUCGGCAAUUUAAGGAGUGGCGUACAAGAUAUAAAAAACCACCGUUGGUUCAGAGACGUAGAGUGGUUAGCUCUAUAUAAUAGGCAGGUGGAACCACCAUUCAGACCUGCAAUCAAAUCGAUGGGCGACACCAGCAACUUCGAUCCCUUCGACGAGGAGAAGAUGCGUGUCAGCGUCCAUGAUCUAUACAAAGAAGAGUUUGAAAAGUUCUAAGGAAAACAGCUUGUUGCAACUGGUGUUCUGUUCAAAGUACUCAGUGGUCGUGAUGUUUAAGAGAAUUGAUGUGUCAUUUUUAUAUGUGUUCUAUGUCACCGUUUUCUAUUAUUUAAUUAUAAAUUAAGGAUCUAAUAUGUGUUUGUGUUCGCUAUAAUGUUUUGUCAUCUCAAGCAACACUAUUUGUCUAGUCAUUCGUCGACAGAUUCGGCAUCCAGGCUACAAUAAUAAGAGAUGAUCGAUAUUGUUAUUUUUGAAUAUGUGUGAUAUCUGAUAUCGGUAUUUUUUGAUACCAUGACGUGAUUACCACUUUCGAAUAACUAUAAGAUUAUGGGUAUACAUACUGAUGUCCAAAGUACGGCGAUGAAAUCGCAAACAGCCAACUAACAAAGCCUAUGAGGCACGAUUUCACUUGCAGGCCACAAUACUCUCACGAUGGUAUACGAUUUUCGACUAUGGAGUAUGGACUAAUUGUAUAUGGGCCCGUUUGCCUGACUUGACCCAUUUACUUAUUUCUUUGUUAUACAAGGAACAAACUUGGGCCGAACAUAAACUAAUGGCAGCUUUGCAUAGGAAGUGCAGA
This is a messenger RNA of Acanthoscelides obtectus, 2364 nucleotides long. NCBI's taxonomy places the organism in Eukaryota, Metazoa, Arthropoda, Insecta, Coleoptera, Chrysomelidae. The record is from the annotation of a GenBank genome assembly.